This is a messenger RNA of Silurus meridionalis, 1858 nucleotides long. It is a transcript of the gene zmat1, whose product is annotated as zinc finger matrin-type 1. Gene Ontology annotation, molecular function: nucleic acid binding; zinc ion binding. The transcript is spliced from 7 exons. Lineage: Eukaryota; Metazoa; Chordata; Actinopteri; Siluriformes; Siluridae. The record is from RefSeq and is a predicted model, not a curated record. Gene Ontology annotation, cellular component: nucleus. The coding region runs from base 86 to 1735 and encodes 549 amino acids.
CCGCCCUGUACUAUUUGGCUAGUCAUGUCGGAUGAGGUAGCUGUUGUCUGUCCCUUGUCCGUUUUGAGAUUAAAAUAAUAAUAACAUGUCCGUGUCUGACGACAGCGUGUCGUGUCCGAAUGAAAACAGUGUCCCUGUUCAUUCAGAUUCGGCCUCUGUCUCAGAAUCAGUGCUAACAAAUACUCAUGUCCAUAGUUGUCAUGUUGAAGAAGAAAUCCAGAAUGACAGUGAGCUUCUUAAAGGUCUCCUGACAGACACCUUUUGUCAGGUGUGUGAUGCGGUGUUGAUGUUUGAGUCUCAGAGGGUCUCUCACUAUGAGGGUAAGAAGCAUGCACAGAGAGUUCGAAUCUACCUUCAGACAAAGAAAGCUGAAAGGAACAAGCUGAGCCAUGAGAGCAGCAGCUUUCAGAGUGUUAACACAGAUCCGGAGAAGUUCUGCGAGCUGUGCAACAUGGUGUUUAGCUCGCCCGUGGUCGCCAAAUCUCACUACGAGGGAAAGGUUCAUGCCAAGAACACGAGGAAGUCCGGCGCCACAGCCUCUGGAGAUGCCAGGACCUCUGCAAGUUCAGCGGCUCCUCCUGUUACCUCCUUGGAGGACACAGUGGAAGUGAGCGCUCAGAGUGACGUGGGUCAGGAGCUGAAGGAAUGCACAGUUUCUGCUCCCCAGGGGGUCGACCUGAGUGACCCAGACAGAUACUGCAAGCUGUGCACGGCUUUGUUUAACAACCCAACGAUGGCCACCGAACACUACAGUGGACGCAAGCACCAGCGCAACCUGGCUCACCAGGAGCCGCAAACAAACUCCCAGACAUGUCUACUCUGCAACCUGACCUUCAACUCCAUAGACACGUACCAAGCUCACAUGAAGGCCAAUAAACACGACAUUAAAGAAAAGAAGCAGCAAGGAGAUGUCGGCAAGAAGAAGGUGUACGGCUCGUUCCAGGACGAGCUGGCAGACUACAUCCAGGUUCAGAGGUCCCGGGGACUGGAACCCAAAAUGGGGCAGGGAUCUGAACCUCAGGUCAAAGAGAGCGAAGCAGACGAGAGUGCAGAGUGUCCUGACCAGCCCCAGGUUCUGUCUCUCCAACCUCGUUUUCCUGCUCCGGCUUUCCGAACGCAGCCCUGGCGCCCAUCGUUUCCUCCCCACCCCGGUCUCGCGACUUUCAGAGGGAGAUUGCCGGUGCCGAACCAAUGGGAUCAAGGUUACUCAUCCUACCCUCCUCCACUCAUCCCCGGGCUAACCGGAAAAGCACUGCGUAGAGGGAGGAGCCAGGAAUCGCUCAGCUCUUCAUCUUCGCUCUCAGACUCCUCGUCUUCGUACAGUAGCACAAGCAGCAACAGCAGCGAGGACAGGAGAGACAGGCGGAGGAAAAAGAGACGAGAGGGAAUGAAGAAGAGAAGAGAGGAUGCGGACAACCCCGAAGAGGAUUUGCGGAGAAGAAGGAAGAAGAGGAGAAGGAAGGAGGACGGAGGCACGAAGAAACCAAAAACACAAAGAGAAAGCUCCGACGAAGAUCACGGAAAAAGAGGGAAGGAGAAAAGGCUUAAAGGAGUCGCAAAGAAGAGACGGAGCGAAGAGGACGAAGGAGAGUGGAACAAAUCGAAAGGAGACAGAGAAGGACUUAAAGAAGAAAAAGCAAAGCACAGAAAAGAGAAAAAGAAAGCGAAGGACACAGAGGACAACAGGACGGAAGAGGAAAAGCUCUGGGAUGAAACCAUUUUGGGGAGUUUCUGAUUGACACACGCUUAUUCAGCCUACAUAAGCAGGCGUUAAAGAUUCAGGUGAAGUGACUAAUUCACAUUUAGGAUUUUUAUAUAUAUAUAUAUAUAUAUAUAUAUAUAUAUAUAUAUAUAUAUA